UUGGUGUUAUUCCGUCCCGCCCGCGCGGCGGUCGGUGCUCUGUCACCGCCCGCUCUGGUCAUGUCUUCAGCCAGUGGCUUGUAAAUUGGCGACCCGAUUUCCCGUCGCGGCCCUGGUCCUGAUGGCGGCGGCCGCGGCCCUGGCAGCGGCCGAUCCCCCUCCCGCGAUGCCGCAAGCGGCGGGAGCCGGAGGGCCCACCGCCCGCCGGGACUUCUACUGGCUGCGCUCCUUUCUGGCCGGAGGUAUUGCUGGAUGCUGUGCCAAAACAACAGUUGCUCCUUUGGAUCGAGUAAAGGUUUUGUUACAAGCUCACAAUCACCAUUACAAACAUUUAGGAGUAUUUUCUGCAUUGCGUGCUGUUCCCCAAAAGGAAGGAUACCUUGGAUUGUAUAAAGGGAAUGGUGCAAUGAUGAUUCGAAUCUUUCCCUAUGGUGCAAUCCAGUUUAUGGCAUUUGAGCAUUAUAAAACGGUAAUUACUACAAAACUGGGAGUUUCUGGUCAUGUGCACAGAUUGAUGGCUGGAUCCAUGGCAGGUAUGACAGCAGUUAUCUGUACUUACCCACUUGACAUGGUUAGAGUACGCCUAGCAUUCCAGGUGAAAGGGGAACACACUUAUACAGGAAUUAUUCAUGCAUUCAAAACAAUUUAUGCAAAGGAAGGUGGUUUCCUUGGAUUUUACAGAGGCCUGAUGCCCACUAUAUUAGGAAUGGCUCCAUAUGCAGGUGUUUCAUUUUUUACUUUUGGUACCUUAAAGAGUGUUGGGCUUUCCCAUGCCCCUACCCUUCUUGGCAGACCUUCAUCAGACAAUCCUAAUGUCUUAGUUUUGAAAACCCACAUAAACUUACUUUGUGGUGGUGUUGCUGGAGCAAUAGCACAAACAAUAUCCUACCCAUUUGAUGUAACUCGUCGGCGAAUGCAAUUAGGAACCGUUCUUCCAGAAUUUGAAAAGUGCCUGUGUCAUCAUUUAACUAUUGUCUUUCAGUACCAUGUGGGAGACUAUGAAGUACGUCUAUGGACACCAUGGAAUUCGAAGAGGAUUAUAUCGUGGCUUAUCUCUUAAUUACAUUCGCUGUAUUCCCUCUCAAGCAGUGGCUUUUACAACAUACGAACUUAUGAAGCAGUUUUUUCACCUCAACUGAAGAAAAUCGUGAUUUCUUUUCCUGAGUAAACUCUCACAGGGAGACAUAAAUGUUCUUUUAAUUUUGAGGGGAACAUUACUUGAAGGGGGCUAUUUGCCUAGUCACAGGAACCACUGGUAUUUUAGUACUUGAUUUUUUUAUUCAUAACAAAUCAAAAGUGCUUACCGUGCUUUUUGAUGCCAAAAGUUAUAACUGAGAACAUUGAAAAAAAUUCCUAAGCUGAUGCUGGCUAAUCAGUUAGGUUAUUUGAAACUGUUUUAAAAUGUUUUUUGGGAGUAGCACUAACUUAAAAUGGGAUUCAAGAGGUUGCCAUUAGGCUUUAUCAUGCUUUAAUUCCAAGCUUUAAGUAUAAUCAUGAUUUUCAAAGACUCUAACAUUGGUUAUUAUUAUUGUAAUAAACAGGCUUGGUUAUAUUGCAGCAGAAUGAUGAGAACUGAAUUUUUAUGUUUAUAAAAUGUAGCUUAGGGGGCACCUGGCUGGCUCAGCCAGAAGAGCAUGCGACUCUUAAUCUCGG
Messenger RNA from Neofelis nebulosa (Clouded leopard), 1653 nucleotides. It is a transcript of the gene SLC25A16, whose product is annotated as solute carrier family 25 member 16. The transcript has 9 exons. Bases 122 to 1060 code for a protein of 312 amino acids. Gene Ontology annotation, cellular component: mitochondrial inner membrane. Lineage: Eukaryota; Metazoa; Chordata; Mammalia; Carnivora; Felidae. Gene Ontology annotation, biological process: transmembrane transport. The record is from RefSeq and is a predicted model, not a curated record.